AUGUUUGAGAAGAUUUUGAGUCAUUAAAUGAAGAAAUAAGAAGAGUGUCUAUAUAAAUUACAUUAAUAGAAUAUGAAUCGGAGAGUUGUAACAGAAAUUGACGAUGUAGAAUAAGAUCUAAGAACAUUGAAAGAUAUAUCAAAUAUAAAAGUUAAUUUGAAGUUGCCUUAGAUGUUAACGUAACCAUUUAGAAAAAAUAAAGAGGAACAUGUCAAAUCUAUUUAUUUAGAGAAAUUUGAGAAUCAAUUAUAAUAAAUACAGCAAUAGGCAAUUAAAAAUUAAAUACUACUUAAAAUAGAAAAAAACAGUGCUAAAUCAGUUUUUAUGAAAGCAUAGUCUGAAGUAUUAGAUUAUUCUAAAUUAACAUAUGUAAAUUUGAAAGUUGUUGGAAGUGGAUCAUUUGGAGUUGUACAUAAAGUAAAUCGAUUUUAAAUAAAAGGCUAAAGUAAAUGAAACAGGAGAAAUAGUUGCAAUCAAAAAGGUUCUAUAGGAUCGAAGAUAUAAAAAUAGAGAAUUAUCGAUAUUGUAAGAAUUGGAUCAUGUAAAUGUAUUGAAGAUGAAACAUGCUUUCUAUACUCCUGCAACUAAUUAAGAUGAAAAUUAUCUUAAUGUUGUAAUGGAAUACUUUCCUGACACACUUUAUUCAUUGAACAAAUCAUUUAUCAAAGAUUUCAACAAGAUGCCAGAUAUUUUAAUAAAACUUUUUAGUUAUUAAUUAUUAAGAUCUAUUGCGUAUCUCUCUUUAUAUUCUUAGAUAUAUUUCAUUAUUAGGAAUAUGUCAUCGAGAUAUCAAACCACAUAAUGUUUUAAUUAAUCCUGAAUCUAACCAAUUGUAAUUAUGCGAUUUUGGAAGUGCAAAAAAGUUGAUUAAAGGUGAACCAAAUAUAGCUUACAUUUGUUCAAGAUGCUAUAGAGCUCCUGAAUUGAUUUUUGGAUCAACUAAUUAUGAUACAUAAAUAGACGUUUGGUCUGUAGGUUGUGUAAUAGCAGAAUUAAUCAAUGGAGAACCACUCUUUUUAGGAGAUUCUGCAGUUGAUUAAAUGGUUGAAAUUAUUAAAGUACUUGGAACUCCUAGCAAUGAAUAGAUAUUCAACAUGAAUAAGGAUUAUGAUGUACAAUCUAAUUAAUUUGCUAAAAUCAAAAAAAGAGAUUGGAAGAAAGUAUCAAUUUUAAUUUUAAUUCAGGUCUUAAAAACCAAAGAUAAUUUGGCAAUUGAUUUAAUUUCAAAAUUACUUACAUAUUGUCCAAAGACUAGACUUACGCCAUUUUAAUCUUUGGCUCAUCCUUAUUUUGAUGAAUUAAGAGAUAUUAAUUAGUUAAAGAUUUUAUAAAGUUAGAUGAAGAUAAGUAUUCCAUAACUCUUCAACUUCUCAAAUGGUAUGAUUUUAAUUCUUAUUUUUUUAGAAGAGGUAUGUAAAAUGACUAAAUAAGAAAAGCUUCAAUUAAUACCUGAUUGGUAUGAGAUUUCAUCUAAAAUUAUAAAAACAGAAUGUUGAAUAAUAAU
Molecule: messenger RNA, 1504 nt
Organism: Paramecium sonneborni
Lineage: Eukaryota; Ciliophora; Oligohymenophorea; Peniculida; Parameciidae
Source: the annotation of a GenBank genome assembly